Fusarium mangiferae is the source of this 1305-nucleotide messenger RNA. RefSeq lists its product as uncharacterized. Gene Ontology annotation, molecular function: zinc ion binding; nucleic acid binding. NCBI's taxonomy places the organism in Eukaryota, Fungi, Ascomycota, Sordariomycetes, Hypocreales, Nectriaceae. The coding region runs from base 1 to 1305 and encodes 434 amino acids. The transcript has a single exon. The record is from RefSeq and is a predicted model, not a curated record.
AUGACCCCUACCCGACAGGAAGAGAAGCAGCAAAACCGCGAGGGUUUUGAAAAGCGGCAAGCGGCCAAGAGCGGGCAAUCCGGCUCUGGUCGUGGCACUAUUGGGCCCGACAAGAGCCGAGACUCGAGCAAGUGUCCUCAGACUAUGGCCGAAAGGCACGGCAUCACCAAGGGCCAGAAGAGGCAGACCGAGGAGGACGAUGAUCGAUGCGUCGUGAGGGAAGAGGGCCAAGUUUACGACGGUGCCGAGGAUCUGGAGAACCUCUCUGGUGAGCGCCAGAAGAAUGUGAUGCACCAUCGAGAGCAGGGGAAUGACGAGGCUCUGGUGGGCCAUACGAACAAUGCAGUGCAUGCCACUCAGGCUGCCCAGGCUCCUCAGUCACUUCCCAGCACUCCCGAAGUCCUCUUUGCGUCCAAACCAGACCGCCCGGAUCGUUUGUCCCGAGCCAGAGCCACCGAGAUAGCGUACGACGUGGUGAGGUCCACUAGUGCCGCUGGCCCAAGCAUGAGAACUCCGUUCCGUCCUCUCAAUGAGAGGAUUACCGCCCCUUUUGCAGGGAAAACCACCCGCCCUCGAGGCGAGACUGCCAGUCUGGAUCGAUUGGCCCAAGCCAAGGCCGACAAGGAAGACUACGACAUGGUGGUGUCCACCCGCCCUCAAGGCGAGACUACCAGCCAGGCUGGUAUAUCCCACAAGCACUGUGCUAACUGUGGAGGAAAUGGCCACCUCUUGGUCAACUGCAUCACGGCUGAGCAUGGCUCAAUCAAGGUCUGCGUCUUCUGCAGGACAAAAGACCACAUGACCGAUGAGUGUCGAUCUUUCAAUAAGCUGGGCCUGGCGGCCAAGGUUAAGCUGCUUGUCAAGGAUCGUGCUGGCAAGCCGGAGCUGGACACCCGCCGGGGUUGGUGGCGUUAUCUUCACGACUUCUUGGUAUCGGAGGAGACCAAAGGCGUCCCUAUCCCGACUGCGUUCCCUUGGUCACCGAAGUUCGCCGAGGGCCUUUUCGAAUGCAGGUUUCCCAAGAACAUUGACCAGAUCCAGGAGGAGUUUGAUAGAAGCCGGGAUGCAUCCAAGUUGCCCAAGGAUGAGACAAUGCAGAGCCUGGAGGAUGUCUACACCCGUCACUGGAGGGAAGAGAAGCUCCCCUGGCCCCGCCUCCGUCUGGGCAGGAUGUCGUCGAGUGUGGAUAUGGAGGAUCUGGAGAACCGUCGUCAGAAUGAUCCGCGUCCGGCUGCCUAUUACGAGGCUCUCUCGAAAUACAAUGGCUGGAGGGCAUGUGAUUUUUCUGAUGAAGAAGAAGAGUAG